Plenodomus lingam JN3 is the source of this 153-nucleotide messenger RNA. The record is from RefSeq and is a predicted model, not a curated record. NCBI's taxonomy places the organism in Eukaryota, Fungi, Ascomycota, Dothideomycetes, Pleosporales, Leptosphaeriaceae.
AUGGCUGGCCACACCUACCGUACCCCGCGCGUGUACUCCGUGUCCACCACCCGUGCAACCACACCCAUCUCUUGGUGUUUUCAGAUCGAGGCCUGCAAGGGCCUGAGCCAACGAGCCCCAAGCGCAACAGAAGGCUGCUGGAACGUCGGAUAG